AUCAGUACACAGGGCACUUCAGCUGGGGAAAGGUGAGCGGUCAGGCUACUGGUAGUGGCCAAUAAACAAGAGUGGUCAGUUAAUUUCUGACCAAACAACUGACCAGGCUAGAGACAGCAAUGGGUGCAGGUGACCCUUCCUUAGUGAUACAAAGUGAAUGGUAAUUGUAUAGGGAAUUAACUCAUUGAGGAAAAACACAGGACUAGAAUAUUGUAUGAACUUUGAUGUGGUUUUAUGCUACAUGGAAUUUGGAACUCAAAAAACAUUUUCUGUGGAAUAUUUAACUUGAUAAUUGGAUAUUUGGAUAACUGGAUUAGAAAAGACUUGGGUGUGAUGUAACUGGGGCAACCUUUUCUUGUGGGAUUAAAGCAGACGGAUAAACAAUUGCAGGCACAGUGAGGACCACUUCCAUCAUCAAAAAAGAAAAAAAAAUAGAGGACAAAAAAAAUAAACAUGUUUGAUCUUUCACAGUUGGAUUAAGCUAUUUGCUAUGAAUUUGGGAGAACAUUAAAACAAUGUCAUGUGGAUUAACUUUAUGAUAAAAAAACAACUGUAACUGAAACUUUUAUCUGGCAGAGAUCCAUCCUAUGAUUACAAAAACACUUUAUGUAGAUUUGCAGACUGUGAGGUAAUUUUACAACAAAAAAAGCAACAAAAAAUUACAGACUUCACGCUUUUCUGGCUUCUACCCAGCAGGGAACGUUACCUAGACAGAGGAGAGAGUGGUUUAAUACAGAUCCCUUCUAUUAAAGUUCAGACGUCUCAGAAACCUGAAUGACAUUUUGAGAGGGCCUUGGUGGAAGAGGGGAACAGAACUGCAGCCAAAGAAUAGACCCUCAACAUCGUUCUCUUACUCACUUUUUCUCUCUUUAUAAGACAAAGAACCUAGAACCAUACACCUUUAUUUAAAGGAUGGGAGAGGAUUAAUCAGCUAUUCAAGACUGCUGUUCAGCUACCUGAUCCCACCCUAGACAGAGCACCCAUACUAAUGUUGCUAUAACAAAGACAGUUGCCUGUGACAGUGCAAUCAGCUUCCCAGCAAGGGACAUACAACCUCUUUCUUAUUCAAGUUUAGACCACAAGGCAAGCCGUCUAGCAGUUUUCAGUGACAAACGCGAACUAGCAGGUUCUAAAUAUAUUAGCUGGAGGGAAAAGAGGCUAGUUUACAACCACCAUUGAAAGGAAAUUACAGCCCUGCUUUGAAAUUUCACAUAAUGGAACGAGCACUAAGUUGUAACAAUGAGAGAGGAUUAGGUUAAUAAUACACACAGAAUAUUCAGAGCCGGAGGAACGUAAGGACAAGGGAAAAAAUUAGACAGCGACAACAACUGAGACAAAGUUCUUCUCAGUCAGCUGAGUAAUUGAGGGAGAGAAAAAAAACCAACAGCAAAUAUUGUGGGAGAGGAGUCAUAUUAUGUAAACAUCAGCAUGAAGGGGUCAAGUUUUUAUUGGCUUUUAAUUGUUUUAUUAGGCUUGGCCUGGAAUCUUAAUGAGGUCAAUGGGCUUUGCUCGAGAAAAUGCCCCUGCAUGGCAAACAGAGCCUACUGCAAUGGCAUGUACCUGAAGGAAAUCCCGGACGAUUUCUUGCCAACACUGACACACCUCGAUGUACACAAUAACUUAAUAACAAACCUGACGCGUGCGUCACUGGCACACCUGACUCGUCUGCAGACCCUCAUGCUGGCAAGCAACCGUAUCUCUUCCAUCGAGGACGGGAUUUUUGCAAACUUCAGAAACCUUGCAGGUAUGGAUCUAAGCAAGAACAAGCUAGAGAAGUUGCCGAGGGGCAUGUUCCGUGGAGCACGGAGUCUUCAGGCUAUUACGCUGGCCAACAACGCUCUUGUAGAUGUAGAGGGCCUAUUUAGAGGACUCAGGAGGAUCACAAUACUAAACUUGAAAUACAACAACCUACAAACUAUCACCGAGAAAACUUUCAUAGAGAACAUCAGGUUGCGGUACCUUGACCUCAGCCAUAAUGACAUCUCCGCCAUUGAUUCCAAUGCCUUUCGCAACCUGCGGAGGUUACGGUACCUUAAACUCAAUAACAAUCCCCUCACUGAUUUAAUGAGCCUGAAAUUUGAUAGCAGCAAGUUGUCCCUGAUUGACUUAGAAUUCUGUCAACUUGGGCAGGUUGUAGAGGGACUACCUAAAUCACUACAAGAUAUUCGCAUGGGGCACAACAAUAUAAGGUACAUUAGUGCAAAUGAUUUUCGUCAAAAUACACGACUGAGUAAACUCAAUUUGGCAAACAAUUCACUGGAGUAUAUUCACAAUGAAGCCUUCCGCCAUAUGCGUCAACUUCAGGAACUGUGGUUGAAUAAAAAUUACCUUUCUCUGCUCCCAAAACGUAUUCCAAGCCGCCUACGAAUUCUGCAUUUGGAGGAAAACAAUAUCUACAAUAUUCCAGAAAAUAUUUUCCGUCAUCACUGGUCCCUCUCAUCACUAUACCUUCAGAAGAAUCGUAUCAAAAAAAUAACCAAACGCACAUUUAAGGGCUCGAAUCUACGCAACUUGGACCUGGAGAAGAACAGUAUCGCUCAAAUCGAAGUGCGUGCAUUUGCAGGGAUGUCGCGACUACAGUCCCUGGAUCUCUCAGACAACCCCACCCUCGUUCUAGACCCCAUGGCACUGGAUGAACUUUCCGGUCUCAUUAUGCUAAAGAUCAGAAACCUGGACAAACUGGAUUACGUUCCUUCAGGCUUGUUCAAGGAUAUGAAAUCAUUGCGUUUUCUCGAUUUAACUGGCAGUCCUCUCAUUGUGGCGAAAAUGUUAUCUUGGGACCUGAAUGCAGGCUAUUUCAAUACUCUAACAGACUUAAACUUAAUGAACACGGGACUAUCCCGACUGCCUGUCCACUUUCCAGACUACCUCCCCAAAUUACGGAGCAUCACACUCACAGGAAACCCAUGGUACUGUGACAGCGACAUAGUUUGGAUGCGACGCUGGAUGUACACGCCUGGCCUCAACGUCUACAUGCGCUGGGAAAUCAAGUGUGCUCUCCCGCUGAAAUUCAAAGGAGCCCAACUAAAUCAGCUGAGCGAAUUAGACUUGGCUCAGAUUGACCCCAUUGUCCAAUCACAAUCAAGGACACAUACGGAUGAAAUUCCUAUUGGACUUAAUAACACCAAGAGUUAUCCACAGUAUCCUUAUAACCUGGUGAGUAAAAAGACGGAGACCAGCAAAGAGAGAACUGAAAAUACAAUAGAUAAGAAAUCAGAAUGGUAGCAUUAGUGAAGGUAGAGCUGACAGUGUAAUAUAAACUGUACCUCAUCUGUAGAUCUGUAUUAUGUUUGCAAUAUGAACUACCAUAUCGCCUAUAAAACAUCUUGCACAGCUGUUUAUAAUGGUGAUACAAAAACCAUAUUCAUACAAAUAUUUGAACUAUACUGACAGGCAGAAUUUUUUUCUUUUCUUUGUAAAGGAAAGAAAUUACUCAAUUUGACAAUUAUGUUAUUUUCUGACUAUCAAAUACAACUUUUGAGGCUUUCCCUUUCCAGUGAAUAGCAAUGGUAACAUUGUCCCUGUAAGGCUAAUGUUGAACCUGAACCCAGCUCAGUUCUCAGGUAUUUCAAAUCAAAUCCUUAAAAAUCAACAAAAUAUUGUGCUGGGAGUACUCAGUAGUGAGCUGGUAGUUUUGUUUGCAUCUUUCUUAUUUAUUUAUUUAUUUAUUUGUUUGUUUAUUAAGAAACUGACAUACUCUCAGCAGCCCAAUCAUGUGCAAAAAACAACAGGUGUAAUUAGUGUGCUUUGUAAUUAUUGUGGGAUCUAAUAAUUCCUUACUGAAAUGUAAGUGUACGGUAAUUAUUCAAUUUUUUUUAAACAGCAUACUUUUUCCAAUAUUUUAUUUUAUGAAAGAUUUAUCAGUUUCGGUUACUCAUAAAAAUUUACUCUCUGACAAGAAAUCAACAGACCUGUCAGAAACAGUGAAUCAACUUCUUCAAGUAAUUACAAACUAUAUAAGCAGAAAUAACAAAAUAGAUUUUAUUCGGAUUUAAUGAGCAAUUACCAUAUACAGUCUAGCCCAUUAUUCAUGAUUAACAGAUAGUAGAAAAACACAUUAGUUUGUCUGUGAUAAUGCGUUAGGUGUGAAGUGUGUUAGAUGUGCAAUAGAUGAUUUCCACCUUUCAGAAUAUUGCACUAGAAAUGUAUGGCACUGUGUGAGUGAGAUAUGAUAUAAUGUUUGUUAGUAUCAGGUCCUAUAGUAUGCUAUGCAACCAGGGGCGGAUCCAGCAAUUCAGGGUGAUAGCCCUCCAAUCAGACCGAGUCUUUUAUCUACUAGGCUAACAGCCUUCAAAUCAGACUGAGUCUUUUAUCUAGAUUGACUAAUGCUUAGUAACUAAUUAUAAAUGCCUUUCAUUCUGAGCAUAUUUGUUGGACGAAGAAGACUAGUACUUUUAUCAUUUCCCUCUUGUCAAAGUUGUAUCAUGUACACCAGGUAGGAUAUUUAGACGAUAUGCUGUCUUUUAUCAAUGUGUGUGUGAAGUGUACUCCUUUCACAGAAGAACGAACAGUAAAUAGCUUGAUCUGCAUAAAUGCAUAUUUUCUUAGGUAUAUGGCAAAUGCAUUUACUACACCAAUCACUACAUAUUUAAUAAUCAGAGAUAAAUUGAUAUAUUAUUCAGUGACACAUUUUUCUGUAUAAAAAGUAAACUUCACAAUAUGAUUAAAAUGUCCUUUCUGUAAGAAUUUGUACAAACUUUUUAAGGAGUAGUAGACAAAGUUAAGGACUGACAAAAUUCAACAUACAGUUAUUGUAUAGAAACAAAUGACAAUAUCGCAUUUUUUAGUGUUUUUCUGGUUGUAAUAAACUUUAGAACAUUUACCGUAUCUAGCUUAUUCUUGCUGUAUGAGAUUGUAGACUUUUAUAAACAACCAGUGCUGUUUUUAGCAAGCAUUUGUUUGGGUGUGGUUAAUUUAUAAUAAACUGAAUACUACGUUU
Messenger RNA from Lingula anatina, 4939 nucleotides. RefSeq lists its product as uncharacterized. The record is from RefSeq and is a predicted model, not a curated record. NCBI's taxonomy places the organism in Eukaryota, Metazoa, Brachiopoda, Lingulata, Lingulida, Lingulidae. Gene Ontology annotation, cellular component: plasma membrane. Gene Ontology annotation, molecular function: protein binding.